AUGGCAGACGCUCGUGGUGACGCCGGCGCAGCGGACGGAGAUGUAGUGGAGUUGCAGGGCGCAGUGACCAUGGAUGAAGUGAAGGACGUUGGCGGCGUCCACGGUGGUGCGGGUCAACUCGCAACCGCUGCGGAUGUGGAGAAAGAGGUGGCGGGCUCCACCUCAGCACUGCCAGAGAAGAUGGCGACGGCGUCGAGCGGCACAGUCCAUCCUGAUGCACAGCCUGGCGAGGAGCAGGAGGAGGAUGAUGGUUGGGGGAAUAAGAGGAAGCUGGACCUUACCGGGUUCAAGGACCCGUACGAUCCAGGGUAUAGUGACGACGAAGAGUAUGAGUAUGUCUCUGGAGAAGAUGUGGAUGUGGACGAUGGCAACUUCGUGUCCUUCAAAGCGAAGGAAGAGGAGAAGAUUAGGGCCAAGGGAUAUGAUUACUACUACAAGCGCAAGACCAACAUUUGGCGCUGCCCCUACUGCACCACCAAGCGAAAGCCAAAGUCCGGCCGCUUUGUUCACCUUGUAGCUCAUGUAGAAGAUGUAGCCAUCCAUGGCGAGGACUACAAGAUCAGGGGGCAUGCUGCCCUCGUGAAAGUCCUGACUCCCCGGUGA
Triticum turgidum subsp. durum (durum wheat) is the source of this 603-nucleotide messenger RNA. The record is from the annotation of a GenBank genome assembly. Lineage: Eukaryota; Viridiplantae; Streptophyta; Magnoliopsida; Poales; Poaceae.